This is a messenger RNA of Racocetra persica, 576 nucleotides long. NCBI's taxonomy places the organism in Eukaryota, Fungi, Glomeromycota, Glomeromycetes, Diversisporales, Gigasporaceae. The record is from the annotation of a GenBank genome assembly.
AAGGUUGAGACUACGAAUAAAAAGCAAAAACCUAGAAAUGGGGAAGGUAACAAGGCGUCAUCAAGAACAUCAACCUCUGCUCCAAAAAGGGCAAAAACAGUGCCUGAUGUUUCAGUUCCUGUAGCUCCUGUUCAAACUACUGGAGGUAACAAACGUUGUGCUUAUUGCUUUUGUAAGAGUACUCCUAUGUGGAGAAGAGGUCCUGAUGGUGCUGGGACUCUUUGCAAUGCCUGUGGCGUGAAAUGGAAACAAGGAAAGAUAUUACAGGGUACUAGUGCAAACCGUGCUACUGAAGCCAAUGGCGAUUCCGCGACUGUUUCACCAAGCCCUAAAUCUAGAAAAUAUUCAUUGUCGGCAGCAUGCACUUCUGCUACUGCAACUACUACAUCAAAAGUUAAGAAGAAGCCCGGACGAUCACUUUCAAUGAGUGAAGGUGCGUUAUCACUUACUGAUGAUGAUGAAAACCGUGAUAAGAAUCUUGGCAAUACUGGAGAAAAUUUGAACGCAGAGUCACAAAAGAGUGGUAGUGGUAGAAGGGCAUCUGCAUCAUCAAAGAAAAAUAGUUUCAAAGGUUAA